UAUGGCAGCAAACGCAAAUUGUCCUUAACUACCAGUCCCUCUGGCUUUCCCUGCUGGGCUCCUCUCCAUCUCAAGGUGUACUGUGUGUUACAUCUAAUGUUCGUGUUUACAAUUUAUUGAAAAUAAGAUAUUAAAGGGUUCUAACGCGGGUAAUGCUCUUAACCCACAAAGCAUACGUGGUCCUUACACAGUGUAGUUGUGUGACUGACAGUUUAUUUUAGCAUCGGAAGAAUUCUUCCCUGGGUUUUAGCCACACCUAGGCGUACCCCUUUGCAAAUGCUUUUGCCUGCUGGAGUUUCAAUAGCCAACGUGUUUUGCAGUGCUGUGAAAAAGGAAAGAAACCAAGCGAUGGUUUUGCGAAGCUGACGUGUUCCUGAAAAGUGCGGCUCGUGGUUCCACAGGCUGCUGUUGCCGCUUGGCUGUUGGAAGCUGCUCGCUUGAAGGUGCUCGGCGUUUGAUGCCGAGAGUCGCUGGGCUCCUCCUGAGAGGCGGUUACCUGGAGCGGGGGGUGCUUGUUUGGAGCUGGUUGUCGUACAGUGGCACUCGAGUAGAUCGCAGGUAUCUGAAUGACUCUGAUGUUACAGUAUUUCUGAACCGUGGGUGUCUCUGAAGCCAAAUUUGUAACCGGUGAAUAUGUCCGUACGUAUUUGGAGGAACGUGAGGCGCUAGGGCAGCUCAGAUACUUUCCGCUGUCCUAUGCAAAAUCUGACUGAGAAAUAACGAAAGUAGAGCUAGCGAACAAAGCAAAGCUGAAAAGAGCAGAGACUGCAGAUAAACACACUCAGCUGUGCCCAGGAGGAGCAGCCGGUGCCGCUGCACGCAGGUAUGGAAGGUUAACCUGGGCUGAGCUGGAGCAGAGCUCCCAGGGACCGGCUGGAGAGGAAGCCCUUCAUCUCGAGGCGGCGUGAAUCCUUUUGUGCCAAGGAGGUCACAAGAAAGUCCUUCUUAGAAACGCCGCCAGGCUGCUGACCUCGGAGCUCCUGGGAGGGCUUGAACUAGAGACGAGGAAGAGGGGCCGGAGCAGCGGCUUUGCUGGAACAGCUCUGUCAGGGAGCUGAGAGACUCCCAUGUUGUUGCCCUCCUGAAGCCUCAGGUCACGGCUGGAAACAACCACCAUAAAGUGAUUCUCCAGAAAAUGCUUUGACAGCGGACAGUGCCCGCCGGAACUAAAUCGGUCUGAAAAAAUUUUCCUUCAUCCAAAGGCCUGUUUGUCGUCAAGAGGGAACCUCUGCAACGGCCGAACUCUGCAAGUGAUGGGCUCGGAGAACAGCGCUUUAAAGAGCUACGCACUAGAAGAGCCGUCAUUCACACUGCCAACUGGACACACAAUUUAUCCGGCCGUGCUACAAGAUGGCAAACUUGCUUCGGUCUUUGUGUACAAGCGAGAGAAUGAAGAUAAGGUUAAUAAAGCUGCCAAGCACCUGAAAACCUUGCGCCACCCUUGCCUUCUGCGCUUCCUCUCUUGUACUGUGGAAGCAAAUGGGAUCCACCUGGUUACAGAACGUGUAAAGCCUUUGGAGAUGGUCCUGGAGACGCUCUCUUCCGCAGAAAUCUGCGCAGGGAUCUACGACGUGUUGCUGGCGCUCAUCUUCCUCCAUGAUAGGGGGAACCUAACGCAUAACAAUGUCUGUUUAUCAUCCGUGUUUGUAAGUGAGGAUGGGCACUGGAAGCUGGGAGGAAUGGAAACAGUCUGUAACUUCAGUGAAGCCACCCCAGAGUUCCUCUGGCAUGUCAAGUCAGUACGAGACCAGUCGUGCAUCCCUUGUGAGGAGAUGUCUGCAGAUUUCAAAAUUCUGCCCAACAGCUACGGGCACGCGAGGGAUGCCUACGCGUUUGGAACAAUGGUUGAAAAUCUCCUGACGGUCCUAAAUGAUCAGGUUUCAGCAGAUAUUCUCUCCAGCUUUCAGCAAACCUUGCACUGUACGCUGCUGAAUCCAGAUCCAAAGUGUCGUCCACCACUGUCCAGCUUAUUGCCUCAUGAGUUCUUCAGGAAUGAUUUUCUGGAAGUUGUGAAUUUUCUGAAGACCUUAACGCUAAAGUCUGAGGAGGAAAAAACUGAAUUUUUCAAAUUCCUGCUGGACAGAGUGGCCGGCUUGUCAGAGGAGCUGAUAGCGUCACGGCUGGUGCCUCUUCUACUCAAUCAGCUCGUGUUUGCAGAACCUGUAGCUGUCAAGAGUUUUCUUCCUCAUCUGCUGGGUCCAAAGAAAGAGCAAAUUGGAGAAAGCCAGACCAGCUGCCUCCUGUCGCCAGCCUUGUUCCAGACGCACGUCAUUCCUGUGCUGCUGAAGCUAUUUGAGGUUCACGAGGAGCACGUUCGAAUGGUGUUGCUGUCUCACAUUCAUGCCUACGCAGAACUGUUCUCUCGGGAGGAGUUGAAAAACAUCAUAUUGCCACAGGUAUUGCUGGGCCUUCGAGAUACCAGCGACUCUAUCGUGGCGAUAACGCUGCACAGCUUAGCAGUUCUCGUCUCCCUGCUUGGACCUGAAGUAGUUGUAGGUGGAGAAAGAACGAAGAUUUUCAAAAGCUCUGCACCAAGUUUCAUGAAAACUGCUGAUCUCUCCCCCGAAGACUCCCCCAGUCAUGUCAUAAGCAACCAGAGAAAUCAAACCUCUCGGCCCUUGAAGAACAAUUCUAGUGUGUUCCCCAUCGCUGGAAAUGUACCUGUCAAGAAGCUUUCUGUGCAACAAGACAAUCCGCUGGCUUUAAAGACAGGUGAGCAAGACACUCAGUCCCCCCUGAAUGGAAUUCCUGGAAGCAUUAAUACGCUAGGGAGCAGCAGGAGCUCUUUGACUACCUCCGAAAAGCCAGCAGAAGAGUGGCCAGACUGGAGUGAGCCAGAGGAGACAGACACUGAGAAAACUGUGAACAUUCAAAUUCAGCCCCAAGAGCCACGGGGCAGUGUGGGACCUUAUUUUGCUGAACGUGAUGUAGAUGAGAAGCCUUGGGAUGACUUUGAGCCCAGUAGCCCUAGUCCUGAACUGUCCUCAGGAAACUGCCUCACUGUGAUGCAAGCUGAUGGAGUGGAAACACCGAGGCCUCUGCCAGAUACCCAUCGACUGAGCAAAGAAUUCAAAAGCCUCAGACUGAGUCCCCCCACAAAGUCCUGCCCUGGGAACAGCUGGAGCAAUGACAAGUGGGACCGCCAGGAACAACUGGGAGAAACUGUGCUGCCAAAAACAACCUUUCAGGAAAGGUUGAAGUCUUCAUCGGAGUCUGGCCUAGGAGAAGAAUUCACGAUCAAAGUGAAGAGGAAACCCAUGCAAGACCCUGAGCUGGACUGGUUUGCUGACAUGAUCCCAGACAUUAAACCUUCUUCAGCUAUCUUGAUUUUACCUGAAGCGAGGACAGAAGUGGUUGUUCCCAGUCACUCUGGUGUAGUAUCCAGCAGAGAAGGUGCCUCCCAGAACAUGCUGUUUUCAUCCAAAUUUGCAGCAGCUGAUGUUAUUGAGGCUGAAGCUGCAGGCUGGGGUGAAGAAGAGGAGUUGAACUGGGAAGAUGAUACUAACUGGUAAUGGGACUGAAAGAGACAAAGGCAAUUUAUGGUGUGUUGGAUUCUGUAAGAGAAGUCGCUGCUUCCCCAGUACAAUGGAUAAGUACCUCAGCACUGCUUGUGCCAGAAGGCAGGCACUUGCUGCAGCAGCCAGCAAGAUCCCGUGGGGCCUGAUCUCUUGCAAUGGAUGCUCCUUUCCAGUCUGUGCCAAAAACUGCAGGGGUGAGGCCUGCACUCAAGCAAUAUGCCCAGCUGUGGUGCGUGCCACUGCUACCGGGAAGAGGAACAGCGUGAUGGGUGUGUUGGUGCUGACGUGCUACUGGAGGCCAAGGGUGGUGUAAGCGAUUGUUCCAGAACUCAUCCCUGCUCUGAAAAACUGAUGACAAUAAAUGAAAGUCACACUGAGUUCCUUGGUUAAUGUGCCUUUUUUUUUUUCUUUUUUUCAGAAAAGUAAAGCCCUUAGAAAUGGCUCCUUUUAACUUUUUAGCUAAGAGAUGAUUUUAAGAUGAACGUACAGUUUACUCAACUUAUUUAUUUCUGUUUAUAUAGUUCUGUCAGUGGAUGGUACAAGAGGUGCUAGGAACCGUGCAGUGAAGGACCACUGAACACAAACUGCUUAAGCACCGCAUUCUUCCUGCUCUUAACUGUGACCAAAUAAAGAUUAUUUUUAAAAGAUGACUCUAGCAUG
Molecule: messenger RNA, 4178 nt
Organism: Gymnogyps californianus (California condor)
Lineage: Eukaryota; Metazoa; Chordata; Aves; Accipitriformes; Cathartidae
Gene: SCYL3
Product: SCY1 like pseudokinase 3
Exons: 15
Coding region: 1254-3512 (752 amino acids)
Biological process (GO): protein phosphorylation
Molecular function (GO): ATP binding; protein kinase activity
Source: RefSeq, a predicted model, not a curated record